CUUGGUACCUUCCUGCUUCCUCCUUCUUCCUUCCAUAUAUAGAACACUUAAGCUCGUCCCUUCGUCUUCACAAUCUCUCUUCGUCUUCCUUUUCUCAGUCUCUAGUCUGGCUUAUUCAGCGCUUUUUAGCUGAUAAUCUCGCCGGCAUUUCUCUUCUCUCUCUCUUUUUUUUUUAUUCUCUUUGUGAAGCUAUGGAAAAGUUUGCGUCCGUGGCUGCUCUGUUUCUGCUUCUCUGUUUUCCGGUAGCUUUCUCCGGUCAUGAUUACGGCCAAGCACUUUCCAAGAGUCUUCUUUUCUUCGAAGCUCAGAGAUCUGGUGUCCUCCCUGGUAACCAGAGAGUCACUUGGCGUUCUCACUCCGGUCUCAACGACGGCAAAUCAAGCGGCGUGAAUCUGGUCGGAGGUUAUUACGACGCCGGAGACAAUGUGAAAUUCGGACUUCCGAUGGCUUUCACGGUGACAAUGAUGGCUUGGAGCGUCAUUGAAUACGGCAAUCAAUUAGCAACUAACGGCGAGCUUGGCCACUCCAUUGACGCCAUUAAAUGGGGAACUGAUUACUUCAUCAAAGCCCAUCCUGAGCCCAACGUCCUCUACGGCGAGGUAGGAGACGGCAACACCGACCAUUACUGCUGGCAGAGACCGGAAGAAAUGACGACGGACCGGAAAGCGUACCGGAUAGAUCCGAGUAAUCCCGGGUCGGAUCUCGCCGGAGAAACAGCAGCUGCCAUGGCCGCCGCAUCAAUCGUCUUCCGCCGGACUAACCCUGCUUACUCUAGGCUACUACUCACUCACGCUUAUCAGCUGUUUGAUUUCGCCGACAAAUACAGAGGAAAGUACGACAGCAGUAUCACCGUUGCUCAGAAGUAUUACCGAUCCGUCAGUGGCUACAAUGACGAGUUACUAUGGGCAGCUGCGUGGCUAUACCAAGCAUCGAACAACCAGUUCUACUUGGACUACUUGGGUCGCAACGGUGACUCCAUGGGUGGGACCGGUUGGUCCAUGACCGAGUUCGGUUGGGAUGUUAAGUACGCUGGUGUUCAAACCCUUGUCGCCAAGUUCUUGAUGCAAGGCAAAGCAGGACGUCACACGCCUGUGUUUCAGAGGUUUCAACAGAAAGCUGAUUUCUUCAUGUGUUCGUUGUUGGGCAAAGGCUCGAGGAACGUUCAGAGGACACCAGGUGGCUUGAUCUUCAGACAGCAUUGGAACAACAUGCAGUUUGUCACAAGUGCUUCCUUCUUGACCACGGUUUACUCUGAUUACCUAACUUCCUCUCGAAGCAACUUGAGAUGUUCUUCCGGAACUGUCGCUCCUUCGCAGCUUCUUUCCUUUGCUAAAUCUCAGGUGGAUUACAUUCUUGGAGAUAACCCAAGAGCAACGAGCUAUAUGGUUGGAUAUGGUAACAACUUCCCUCAGAGGGUUCACCACAGGGGCUCCUCUAUUGUCUCUUACAAGGUCGACCGCUCAUUUGUCACCUGCCGAGGUGGUUAUGCCACGUGGUACAGCCGUAAAGGCAGUGACCCGAACCUCCUCACUGGUGCUAUUGUCGGCGGUCCUGAUGCUUACGACAAUUUCGCCGAUAGGAGAGAUAACUAUGAGCAGACUGAGCCUGCUACUUACAACAACGCACCACUCCUUGGUGUUCUUGCUCGUCUCAGCAGUGGACACUCCGGUUAUAGCCAGCUUCUUCCAGUGGUUCCUGCUCCUGUUGUCAGAAGACCAAUGCCUAUUCGUAAACCGAGAGUGACCUCCCCGGUCCGAGCUUCUGGUCCAGUUGCUAUAGUUCAGAAGAUGACUGGUUCAUGGGUCUCAAAGGGAAGGACUUACUACAGAUACUCAACAACUGUGAUCAACAAAUCACCAAGAGCUCUGAAAAGUCUCAACCUUUCGAUCAAGAAUCUCUACGGACCAAUCUGGGGACUCUCGAGAUCAGGAAGCUCAUUCGGUUUGCCUUCGUGGAUGCACUCGUUGCAAUCCGGAAAGUCACUAGAGUUCGUCUACAUUCACUCAACCUCGCCCGCAAAUGUCGCGGUUUCAAGCUACACUUUGGCUUGACCAAAAUGAUGAAAAGAAAUCACAGUGUGUAUAGAGUCAUGAGAAGAAGAAGAAAGAAAGUGUUGGUUUUUCACUCUGGUUUGGUCUUUUUAUCUUCAUUUUCGUUUUUUCGGGUUUCUCUGGUGAAUAUAAAAGGGUUGAAGAAGGGUGGAAGAAAGGUGUGAAGAGACAGUGGAGACUCUUCAAAAAAAAUCAAGAAGAGUGAAAAGUGCUCAUCCUCUUUCUACUCCAAGUUCAGUGCUUUUUAAUUUUAUAUAUAAACAUAUAUAUAGUGAGAGAGAGGAAGAUAGAAAGAUAGUGUUUUGUGAGAUCUUCCUUCUCUUUAAAAAGGGAUCUUUGUGAGAUUUGCAAGGAUUGAUUUUUUUUUCAUUCCUUGUAGCUCAAGAAAGCAUGUCUAUGUCUCUGUCCUUUUGUGUUUUAUCUUUCUUGGUGUUCAGUUGUAAAACUCAACAACAGUUCUUAAUGAAAUGUGAUUUGGUUAUCAACUUGUGUUAAGUAUUUGUCUUCUACUGAUAAACUU
Thlaspi arvense is the source of this 2571-nucleotide messenger RNA. Lineage: Eukaryota; Viridiplantae; Streptophyta; Magnoliopsida; Brassicales; Brassicaceae. The record is from the annotation of a GenBank genome assembly.